Myotis lucifugus (little brown bat) is the source of this 862-nucleotide messenger RNA. It is a transcript of the gene SLAMF6, whose product is annotated as SLAM family member 6. The record is from RefSeq and is a predicted model, not a curated record. Gene Ontology annotation, biological process: positive regulation of type II interferon production; T-helper 17 cell lineage commitment; T cell activation. Bases 17 to 862 code for a protein of 281 amino acids. Gene Ontology annotation, cellular component: external side of plasma membrane. The transcript has 6 exons. Lineage: Eukaryota; Metazoa; Chordata; Mammalia; Chiroptera; Vespertilionidae.
CACCGAUGCUAAGAGCAUGAUCUGGUGGUUCCAGUUUCUCUCGCUUCUCUCCGGCCUUGGCCCAGGGAACACAGAUUCACAAACCCAAGCACCCCCAUUGCCGGUGGACGGGGUGCUGGGGGAGUCAGUAACUCUGCCCCUGAAGUUUUCUGCAGAAGAAGAAAUCCAGUCCAUCACCUGGCUUCAUAAAACAGCAUCUGUCAUCUUCAUACCGAAAGAUCCAGCACAAAUCCAGGUGACUGAUCCAACACGGAAAGAUCGACUGAAAGUCAUCCAGUCCUCCUCCUUGCAGAUCAACAACCUGACAAUGGCAGACAGCGGACGUUACCGUGCCCAGAUAACCACCGCAACCUCCAGAGAGAUGUAUAAUUACAAUCUGGCGAUCUACAGUCGACUGAGGAACUUACAAGUGGCUAAUCACACUCAACUCUUUGAGAAUGGGAGCUGUGAGAUCCAACUGACCUGCUCUGUGGAGAAUCCAAAUGACCAUGCCUCGUUCAGGUGGCAGGCUGCAGGAAACACAAUCCUGGAGGAAGCAAACCUCACUAUCUCUUGGGAGCCCAAGGAUUCCAGUGAAGAGACAUACACUUGCAUCGCUAAGAAUCCUGUCAGCAAUUUAUCCUUCUCUUUCUCUGUCCAAAGUCUCUGCAAAGCAGAGACCCCGAGGGACGACCCAGGGAAUGAGCCAGCCUGUCCAGAGAACACUGUGUACGCUCAGGUCACUCAUCCAAACACGAAAACGGAAAUCCCAAUACCUAUGAAAAAUAAUGAUUCCUCUACAAUUUACUCCACAAUUUGUCAACCCAAACAGACCUAUGACUUUGCAAAGAAAGUAAAAGCUAAGGAGCCAUUUUUGCCCUAG